Messenger RNA from Formica exsecta, 2569 nucleotides. RefSeq names its product serine/threonine-protein kinase Chk2-like. Gene Ontology annotation, cellular component: nucleus; cytoplasm. The coding region runs from base 325 to 1764 and encodes 479 amino acids. NCBI's taxonomy places the organism in Eukaryota, Metazoa, Arthropoda, Insecta, Hymenoptera, Formicidae. The transcript has 8 exons. The record is from RefSeq and is a predicted model, not a curated record. Gene Ontology annotation, biological process: protein phosphorylation; mitotic DNA damage checkpoint signaling. Gene Ontology annotation, molecular function: protein binding; ATP binding; protein serine/threonine kinase activity.
UAAUAAUGUGUAACAAGUAUUUAAUGCUAUAUAUUAAAGAUGUAGCGUUAAUAUUUUCUAUUUCUUUUUCGCAAGAAUUCUAAUGACAUUCUUCAUUGCAACAAAAUAUAUACAUGCACGAAAUUUGUCUUUGUCUCUUUAUCUCCCAAUACUGUGCACGUGUGCGAAAGAAAACAUUGUCUAUCGUCAUUAUAAUUUUUCGAAACUGUUUGAAACAAGUUGUACGAAUUCACUCCUGAAGCAAAUUAUCAUCUUCGUAUUCCGGCGACUCUUGAAUAAUAAAUCUUCCGCUUUUCCUCGCGACGAAAAUACGCACAAAGCAGAAUGGCAUCGCAAGAACAGAUCCCAUGCAGUCUGCCUGACACUCAAAAUGCAGAUGCUUUAACACAAUCGCAAGGAGUGUUGAGCCAAGAACCAACGUUAGUUGUCUGGGGAAGACUUUGUCCCAACAUAAUAUUGUCCAGACAUGCAUCUUUGAAGAGUAUAGAAAUGGUAAAAGAAUCUUAUACGUUAGGACGCUCCCCAAGCUGCGACAUUACUCUUACUACGAAUGAAAUGCAGUUGAAAUGGCUGAAUGCAAUCAGCAAAGUACAUUUUCGUAUAAUCAGAGAACAUAUUAAUAACGAAUUUGUGAUAUACCUUGAAGAUAUGAGUUACAAUGGAACGUUUGUUGACAAGGUCAAAGUUGGUCGUGGAAAUCGCGUCAUUAUUACAAAUAAUUCUGAAAUAGCUGUAGCUAGGACAAACCUUUCAAUUUAUGUAUUUAUGAGCACUAUGUCUGACAAUAGUUGUGAAUUACCAUUGCAACUAAAGCAGAAGUAUUCGCUCGGACGUAAGUUAGGAGCUGGUGCCUGCGGUGAAGUAAGACUGCUAUUUUCAAAAGAUGGUUCUAAACGAUUUGCUGUCAAAAUUAUACAGAUGAAUAAUGUGAGCCAUGAACAAGCUUGUUUUAAUAAUCCUAGUAAUAUCAGAAAUGAAGUUGAAAUAUUAAAGAAGUUGAGGCAUUCUUGUAUCAUCCAAAUGGAAGAUAUCUAUGAUACGCCAUCAACAAUGUAUAUUAUUCUUGAAUUGAUGGAAGGCGGAGAACUAUUUGAUAAAAUAAGAAGUAAAGGUAAAUUAUCAGAAUCAUGCGCAAAACUGAUAUUCUAUCAAGUUGUACUUGCUGUUCAUUAUCUUCAUAAGCAAGGCAUCACACACAGAGACUUGAAGCCAGAGAAUAUACUACUGAAGAACGAUUCUGACAGACCUUUAGUCAAAGUAUCAGAUUUUGGCUUGUCAAAGAUAGUAGAUGCCAGGACUAUGAUGAAAACAUUUUGUGGGACUCCUAUGUAUGUUGCUCCUGAAAUUCUGGCGAACUUAGGACAAAGCUCUUAUACAAAUCAAGUUGAUGUUUGGAGUUUAGGGGUGAUAUUGUAUGCUUGUUUAAGUGGUACAGUUCCCUUUAAUGUUCAAAAUCAAACUAUCACUUUAGAGCAACAGAUAAAACAUGGAAAGUACGAAUUUCCAUCAUCGCGCUUUGCGCAUGUAUCGUAUAAUGCAAUAGAGCUGAUCAAACGUAUGAUGACAGUGGAUCCGAUAAAACGUAUAACGGUGACAAGAAUCAUGUUACAUCCCUGGUUAAGAGAUCCAUGUAUGCGAGAAGAAGUGAACACGCUAAUAUCACACGUGGAGACUGAUGAGAAUGCGCCUCCUUUGAACGUCUUGAUAAAUCGCCAUGAGGCUGAUCCAGAAAGUAUAAUAAAACGUGCACGGCUUGUAGCGUGAGAGAAUAUAUUUGAAAGUUUACAACAAGAAUAUGUCAAACAUCAGUUUCUCGCGAGUAAAGAAGUACAAAAAACAAUAUUUAAUAUUCUCUUUACGGGGUCUGGCGUCUCGUUAAAUCUCGUGAUUGCGGUUAUACUAGGCAUUGAUGUUACCUACUUAUUAAAUAGAGUGAUUUUUGUUCAAAUCGGUCUGAUUACCGUAAUGAUCUCACAUAGAAUACAAAGUAGAUAUUUAAGGAUUUUCAUUCCGUUUAGUUGUACUAUCUACUGUUAAAUAUGACUGUGAUCAAUUUUGAUAUUGAAAUCAUGAAAGAGAAAUCAAUGAAAUAGAAAUGUAAGAUAACGAAAUAACUAAAAAGUUGAAUAAGAUACAUAUUUUUCGCGAUAUAUUUAUAUUUUUUUAUAUUUUGACGUAUCUCAAAUUAAUGAGUACAAUAUCUUUCAGAUUUGUGAUUUAACUAUAACACAGAGUACCUUUUGUGUAUAAAAUAGAUAUAUAACAUGAACUGUGAAAAUUGUUCUGUGACUAGUAUUAUAUAUAUAUAAGUACUGAUUUACCUAUUAAAUAAAAUUUUCGUUUAGAAAAUUGUAAGGUCUUUAGAGUAACAAAAAAAAAAAGUAAAGACAUUUCAUAUAUCCGUUUAGUGCCGCGAAAAAUGUAGAUUUAAUGCUGAAAUAUAAUUAUCGCUACGGAUUUAAAUUAUUUUUCGUAUAAUAACAAAAUACUUUAUUAUCGCGUUAUAAAAAUGUGAGGCUCUUUAUUCAAAAUAAUGGACAGCACUAUACAAUAAAAGGAAGCGAACAAA